This is a messenger RNA of Acipenser ruthenus (sterlet), 4174 nucleotides long. RefSeq names its product ADP-ribosylation factor-related protein 1. The transcript is spliced from 8 exons. The record is from RefSeq and is a predicted model, not a curated record. Gene Ontology annotation, biological process: Golgi to plasma membrane protein transport; protein localization to organelle; intracellular protein transport. Gene Ontology annotation, molecular function: GTP binding; GTPase activity. Bases 120 to 725 code for a protein of 201 amino acids. NCBI's taxonomy places the organism in Eukaryota, Metazoa, Chordata, Actinopteri, Acipenseriformes, Acipenseridae. Gene Ontology annotation, cellular component: Golgi apparatus.
UUGACUCGUGUUUUAACACGAGAGAGCAAACUUAUUUUAAAAAACUCCAAAUCCUAUAUUGCAUUGCACCAAAACAUUUCCUAUUUACAGAUGAUGUGUUCCUAAGAAAAGUUUAAAGGAUGUACACCCUGCUGUCUGGUCUCUACAAGUAUAUGUUUCAGAAGGAUGAGUUCUGUAUCCUGAUCCUUGGACUGGACAAUGCAGGCAAAACUACCUUCCUGGAACAAACCAAAACCAAGUUCAGCAAGCACUACAAAGGAAUGAGCUUGUCCAAGAUAACGACCACAGUUGGCCUGAACAUUGGCACGAUAGAUGUGGGGAAGGCACGUCUUAUGUUCUGGGAUCUGGGAGGACAACAGGAGCUGCAGUCACUGUGGGACAAAUACUACGCAGAAUCUCAUGGAGUGAUCUAUGUGAUCGAUUCUACAGAUGAAGAAAGACUGUCUGAAUCUAAGGAAGCUUUUGAGAAAAUGAUCAGCAGUGAAGCAUUGGAAGGAGUCCCCCUGCUAGUUCUGGCUAAUAAGCAAGAUGUGGAGAACUGCUUGUCUGUACCUGACAUUAAAACGUCCUUUAGUGACUGCGCUGCUAAAAUUGGAAAGAGGGAUUGUCUUGUUCAGUCCUGUACGGCAAUUACAGGUCAAGGUGUCAACGAAGGGAUUGAAUGGAUGGUAAAGUGUGUUGUUAGAAACAUUCACAGACCCCCCAGGCAGAAGGACAUCACAUAAAACAGCUAUUCCCAGAAAAUAUCUCCUUCAGAUUUGAUGCUGUUUUCAACCACUCUGUCUGGUCCAGAAGGUGAUUACAAUUGUCUACCUGCAAGCAAGGCUUGGUCUUUUUCUUUUUCCUUCCUUUAGAAAAGCACACAUUUCAUCUUCAAGAGCAGUCACACCACCCCACAUGAGUGUCCAUAAAUCUUUUGUAUACUGUGUAUAUGAUUAGAACUUUAAUAGCAAAUAUAUUUACAAUGUUUGAUUUGGUUCACACACUUUAUUUCUGUUGAGGAAGACCCUGCUGUACUGUAAACAGAAGAUGAAACCCUUUUGAAACCCUCUCCCUCAAGCCAGUCUGUUAAAUUAUAGAAAGUAUUAUAACAUUCCGAUGUAGAAUCAUCACUAAUAAUAAUGCUUAAUUACAAUUAGCUUUUAGGUAUUAGUUAGCUGUGUUCAGGAUAUGUACAUGCACCUUUAACACUAGAAGACACGGAGCUAUUCUCAUACCUAGAAGCCCCGCAGCAGUCUUUCUGACGGCUGUAUUCAAAACACUGUAAAUAGUAUAACGAAAGGAGAAACAGUCGGUUGUAAUUAGUUUUUAUUUUACUGAGUACUUUACAUAAAUAUCUGAACAACUGAAGCAUAUAUAUAUAUAUAUAUAUAUAUAUAUAUAUAUAUAUAUAUAUAUAUGUACACACACACACACACAUAUAUACACAUACAUAUGAACAUUUAUUUUACAAAUCAAAACAAGAAAAUGUAAAUAAGUAAAUAUCUGAACAGACAUCGGUUUACAACAUACAUAUUUAUAAAACUGAAACGAUAGCAAUACAUUUUUAACUUUAAAACCAGCAAUCGGUUUAUUCUCAGAUGCGCAAAAGCAUCUGAACAACGUAGAUAAAUAAACUUAGAAGAAAACAUUUUACAGAAGCACACAGCACAAGAAGUUGUAAAAAAAAGUCAAAUUUCUUUUUCUUUUUUUUUUUUGACAAAAUGGUAUUCCUUUACCUUGAGUCUUAGGCUGUUCACAAUCAAUACAGAUAAUGCGCUUCUCCACGCUGCCUUUCUGCACAGGGCACGGCUGCCCGAAGUUUUAUUUUUUUUGCACGUGCCAGCCUGGCAGUGGUGUCUCUUGAGGAUCUCAGCGGGGUUGCCAGCUUCAGCUGUGGGUACAUGCUUGGCAGUCUCCCUCUGUUCCAAAUGCUUCUUGCAAAGUUCCUGUGCUAACUGUAAAAUAUAUUCUCUCCUUGGUAAAUUCUGCUCUGUGCAUUCUUUGUAAAGUACCCAGGAGUUGAUGGCUGCUAGGUCCAAUACAUUGUAAAACACCUGAACAGGCCACCGUCGGGAGUCAGCUUUCACAGAAUACUUCCGUGCCAGCUGAUCCAAAACAUCAACUACAUAUUUUCUUGCGUUGUAACACUCCAUGGUCUCUGGUAUUUCUUUUCACUAGUCCCGAUGCUAAUUGACUGACCAAAACAGCACAGCUGGCAAGCAGGCGCCAGCCUUUGAAAAGGCUGAUUGAAAAACAAUAGACUGUCAGUCACUUACUCAGGCAGACUGGUAAAUAAAAAUAAUAAAGUAGAAUACCGUUCUGUAUAAUCACAAUCCAGUUGUUUUCUUUGUGGCCGUCAAUGUGACUGCUCCCGGGGGCUUUUAGGUAUAAUGUAAUAUAUCUCCUUUAUUUCUGCACUCCCGCGUUUCAUGCUUUGUGAGAAUAUUUAAUACAUACGGACAGAAAGGUACACGAACGCACAGCCCCAUAUGUGUUACACGACUGGAGAAAAUUACAUUUUAAAACCAAAAUGACUGCCGCAGGGCUUAGUGUUAACAUGUUGUUUUUCUGAAUAUUGGUACCGAGUUGUAUUGUGAAAUAUGUAUUACAACUUUUGAACCUGGUUGACUUUAUUAGGUCAAAGAUGGAAUAGAUUAUAUGAAAAUCUUGCAAAAACAUUUCCAGUUCUUACUAAUCAUAUCAUAUUUGCUGCACACACAUUAUGAACAGUUCAUAUCUGUAAAACAUAACUCAUGCCUUGCCAUGUAUUGUUGUUAAUGCCUAGCAUUCCUGUAUUUCUGAGAAUUCCCUUAGUGAAGUAUUGCUUUCCUGUAGUACAUUACAGGAAAAGAAAUUUCCAGGAAACCCUGUUCAAGCCAGUUUCCCUUUCCUCUAAAAAAGUCCAAGUAUGAAAAAUAGGCAGUGGGGGGGAACAAACAAACACACACAAAAAAAACUAAAUUAUGUUUUACAUUUUUACACACCAAUUGAUACCUUAAUGAAAAGCUGUUUUAAUUUUAUUUUUUGGUUUAUUUUAUCCUAUCAGUCAGUUUUCAUUCUGUUUUCAGCAUAUCAAAUUGAAGACACCUGUUAGGGUGUCAUAAAUAAAAAAAAAAAACAGGUACUUCAAAACUAAAAUAAAGUUGUUGUUUUUUUUUUCUAGAAAUAAGUUUUUGUAACAUUUUUAGUAAAUCCAAAACGUAGCAUUUCAACAUCUUUUAAGGUCAAAAACGUUAUCUCCACCUGAGUGAAUUUCAUGUGCAGUAUUGAAAUAUCUAAUGUAAAAAGUUAGUUCUGAAAAAUAAAAAAAAAAAAACUACAAUAUGGAUCACCACAAAUCUUGUGUGACAUUCUUUGUACAGCCUGACCUAAAUAACACACUUAACAUACUUGGGCUAAGUCAGCAAAAUGUCAACAUGGAAACUAUUACUGCUGAUCGCAAAGAUUUAUCUUAUGCAAGCUCACAUGACAUUUUAGAGCCAGUCCAAUCUGACUCAGUGUUAUGAUUGAUCUGACAAAAAAAAAACCCUCAUAACUUAAGAAUCUCAAAUGUUUACUCAAAUGAAUCAUGUCUUUUAAAAAGCUAUUAUGUUGUGAAAAAACGUUCGCUUAUAUGGACCAGUCAAGUCUAUAUAAUUUUUAUCUCCAAAAUAAAAGUAAUCUUGCUGCCAUGUUUUGUCAUUGAGAUCAUGAUUUUUUUUUGUGGGAAUCCUUUAAAAGUACAAAACCAUUCAUGAAACCACCAAACCCACGCAUUACAAACGUACAUACAGUACAGAUCAAGCCUCAUUAAUUAGGAAUCCCUCUGGGCUGAUCUUAAUCUUAAAACAGGAUGAACAAAAGGUUUUCAACCUAGAGGAGUGUCACGGACAGCGUUCAUGUAAUCCAAUUGCAGGAGAUUUUACCCACAGCUGUUUCCAUAACACUUGAAAUAUGAAGUCGAUGUCUGAAAUGGUUUAUGAGAUGUUAGAAUUUGAAAGUUAAUGAUGAAUCACAGGGCAUACAAUUAGGUCUUGUAUUUUAAAAGGGGGGUGAAUGGAUGUGGUUGAAAUAUGUGACACUGCGCUCGUAAAGUAAAAUAUAUUCUGUAUGUUGCUGUGACUCAGUCAGAGACAUCUGUUGAGGCCAGUUGCAGCUCAAAUUAAACGCCAAAUGAGACCUGAGGAGACGGUCUUCAUUUUGUAUUCAAAAC